CUUCCUUCUAAAUCUAGCGUAAAGUACCUAAGUACGCGCCUUAUCGGACUGUUAUCGUAAGCCGUACACAUCUCUGAAUAACUUUAACUUGAGUCACUGGAAUUUAAAUUUAUUAUAAGUUCGUUCAUGUCUCUUCCCUUUUUUUAUUAUUAAUUCAUGUCCCUUCCCUCUCUGGAUUCCCCGAGUGGAGAGACUUGAUAUGUGGUGGUAGCGUUUGUCCUUCGUUGAAUUUUCGAAGGUUCAAAAUGCUCUGCGCGCUAUCACAAUGCGACUCAUGGCCUGGAAGAGGGCAAUUUCAAACUUGAAUACGCCGUCAACCACGGUCCUUAGUAGGAUCAAUGGCUCAUAUCCGUUGUCGUUGCGCUCUACGCUGAGCACGCCCCCAAAUUUCUGUGGGCGCUCGAUAACAUUUACUUCUCCAUAUACUUCAUUUUCAAAAUCGGAAAAACAGAAGAAAAGCCUCGACAGGGACUUCUUCGUAUCAGUCCUCGAGACUUCAGUAACCAAACGCGAUGCUAAAGCAUAUAUAAAUAGAUUUGUGCCCCUGUUAGAAAAGAAAGGGGCGACGGGUUUCAGGCAACGUGCAGCUCUGAAUCCGCCAGCAAAUAACCCAGACGUCAUCAAAGACAUCAAAGACGCACCUAAUAUUGAGACCAUCCCUGCGCAAACGAAUUUUAUUCACGCACCCAAACCUGAACCGGACUUUCCAAUUCAGGUGCCUCCACAUGUUGCGUUGGUUAAAUUCCGCGCUCCUCAAGAAGUCAGCGAUGCUACUUUAGAUGGUGUAGGGAAGACUCUAAGUCAGCUGCGGAAGCUUGGAUUAAUCAGUAUCAUCGUGGUUGAAACCGGUAUUGCUGGAGAGGAUGAGGCCCGUCGACGACAAACGGCUACUGUACAAGCUAAUCGCAUCGCCACGGCGAUAGACAACUACGAUGCACCUGGAGCGCGGGUUAUCGAUUCGCCACUUACCAUCGAAACGUUACCGGAGGAUGAUUCUUCUCCGUUUACUUCGCGCGGCCUCUUUGUUGGUAAUGCUCACUAUCUGAUGGCUGCGUUACAGGAGGAGGUGAUCCCCGUUAUCUCCUCUUUCGGGUACACAGCCGAUGACUGUGCCGUUAAGCCUGUUAGCGCCAACGAUGCUAUUCUGGCUUUGACGAGACAAUUAUCGGGUCUUCAAUUCCUGGGCCAGCCGGUCGAGGGCUCUAAAGCAUUACAGGCAUCAAGAUCUGCCGAGGUAUACCGACUUAUCGUCUUGGACCCUCUCGGAGGCAUCCCCGCCAAGAACCGGGCUACUGGGAGAUACUUAUUUUUAAACCUGGAGCAUGAGUUCCAGGAAGUUCGGAAUGAUCUGACAACUUCGGCGUUUCCAAACUCAAAUAUCUCAAGUUCAAUUAAUGCACAGCACCUGGAAAAUGCCGAGCUGGCAAAGAACGUCUUGUCCUUGCUGCCAUCCACUUCCUCUGCAAUCAUCACAACUCCCCAAGAAGUAGCAAAUGAGCGAACUCCAGAGGACAGUGGCAUUGACUGGGCACUUGUCGGGACGAGACGAGGGCAAAACCCGCUAAUACAUAGUCUCCUGACCGACAAGCCAGUCAAAUCCUCAUCAUUACCGCCCGAACGCUUCAGACCCGUCACCUCUUCAACUGGCAUGGCUCAGAUCGGCUCGUUGACAACUUUGGCUAAACGUGGCGUGCCUUUAACUAUAUUCCCGGAUCCACGGGUUACUCCAUGGAAGCCACCUCAGCCUGGGCAGAGACAGCUGAAUCUUACGGACCCGUGUAUAGAUCUGCCUAGGCUGGUGAAUUUGAUCCAGGAUUCCUUUGGCAGGAAGCUCGACAUAGACCAUUACUUGAAGAGGAUACAUGGGAAUCUAGCUGGCAUAAUCAUUGCAGGGGAGUAUGAAGGUGGAGCUUUGCUAACUUGGGAGAAGCCCCCAGGAAUAGAAGGUUCCGGAGCAAACGAUCCAAGCCGCCUCGUACCCUAUCUAGACAAGUUUGCGGUUCUGCGCAAGAGCCAAGGGGCAGGGGGGGUGAGCGAUAUCAUAUUCAAUGCCAUGGUUCGAGACUGCUUUCCCAACGGGGUGUGUUGGAGGAGCCGGAAAGACAACCCUGUCAAUAAAUGGUAUUUUGAGCGGUCGAAGGGCUUUUUGAAUUUAAGCGGCAUGAAUUGGACCAUGUUUUGGACGACUCCGGACUUGGCUUUAGAUGAGCAAAGAUUCAAGGACUACGAAAGUGUAUGCCGGGGCAUUGAGCCGUCGUGGGCGGAUUAGAAGGUUGUUGAUUAAAACAAUAGAUAGAGCAUAAUAAGAGUUAGAUUUAAGAAAUUACUACCGUCUACCUAGGAGCGUAGGAGAUAGAGGUAUACCCGUCAUAUCGGUAUUAAUACUAAGAAUUUAUUUACGCCUUAUGAUUAUUUGGGCUAUUACAUAGGAUCAUAUGGGUAUCAUUACCUAACCGUUAUAGACGGUAGCUUCAGCUUCAGCUGAUUUGUCAA
Daldinia caldariorum is the source of this 2493-nucleotide messenger RNA. Its product is annotated as N-acetylglutamate synthase. NCBI's taxonomy places the organism in Eukaryota, Fungi, Ascomycota, Sordariomycetes, Xylariales, Hypoxylaceae. Gene Ontology annotation, cellular component: mitochondrial matrix. Bases 266 to 2269 code for a protein of 667 amino acids. The transcript is spliced from 3 exons. Gene Ontology annotation, biological process: L-arginine biosynthetic process. Gene Ontology annotation, molecular function: L-glutamate N-acetyltransferase activity, acting on acetyl-CoA as donor; arginine binding. The record is from RefSeq and is a predicted model, not a curated record.